This is a messenger RNA of Nicotiana attenuata, 3828 nucleotides long. RefSeq lists its product as uncharacterized. NCBI's taxonomy places the organism in Eukaryota, Viridiplantae, Streptophyta, Magnoliopsida, Solanales, Solanaceae. Gene Ontology annotation, molecular function: nucleic acid binding; RNA-DNA hybrid ribonuclease activity. The transcript is spliced from 7 exons. The coding region runs from base 1 to 3828 and encodes 1275 amino acids. The record is from RefSeq and is a predicted model, not a curated record.
AUGGAACAGAAAAGUCAGAGUAAUCCUAUGUGGGUGUUUCACCAGAAGUUGAAAGCUCUGAGCCAUGCCCUAAGCCUUUGGUCCAGACAACAAUAUGGGAAAAUCGUCCAAAAAACCAAAGAAUAUGAACAAAAGGUGAAGGAUGCAGAGCUGAUCUGGGCCCAAACAAACAAUGAUGCUGACAGAAUAUCUCUCAAUGAGCUCAAGGCUCAGUAUGUUAGACAUCUGAAGGUUGAGCAAGAUGUUCUGCAACAAAAAACCCAACUGCAAUGGUUUAAAGAAGGGGAUGCCAAUUCUAGAUACUUCCACAGCUUAAUCAGAGGAAGAAGAAGGAAAUUGUACAUCCACAAAAUCAAAAAUGAAGAAGAGACCCAUCUAUGUCAGAGCUCAAGGACAUUGUUCUCCAUGAAUCCUACUAGUGCAGCAGGACCAGAUGGUAUGAAUGGGAAGUUUUACCAAGCCUGCUGGGAAGUGAUCAAGGAAGACUUACUCAAGGUGGUGCUCGCAUUUUUUAGAGGCAGUCCAAUGCCCAGAUAUAUGACCAAUGCAUGCCUUGUUCUCCUGCCCAAAGUUGAAUUCCCUAACAGUCUCACAGAAUUUAGGCCAAUCAGUCUCAGAAAUUUCAUCAACAAGAUCAUUUCCAAGGUUAUCUUUUCAAGACUUGGCCCUAUCCUUCCAAAGAUAAUCUCUGCAAAUCAAUCAGGCUUUGUUAAGGGCAGAAACAUCUCUGAAAACAUUAUGUUUGCACAAGAAAUAGUGCAUGGUAUCAAGAAGCCAACAAUGGGAUCAAAUAUGGUCAUCAAGCUUGACAUGGCUAAGGCUUAUGACAGAGUCUCCUGGAGUUUUACCUACAUUAUGCUCAGGAGAAUGGGCUUCAGUGAAAUGAUCGUUGACAUGAUCUGGAGAACAAUGUCCAAUAACUGGUAUUCAGUCAUAGUUAAUGGCACCAGAUAUCUAUUUCAUGGAUUUUAUAUGGAGAAAAGGGGACCUCAAAUUAACCGCUUGAGCUUUGCUGUUGAUAUCAUCAUUUUUACUUCUGGCAGAAGAACAUCCCUGAGGAAAAUCAUGUGGAUUCUUAGCAAUUAUGAGAGCACAUCUGGCCAACUCAUUAAUAGGCAUAAGAGUCAUUUCAUGACUGCUCCAUGUGCUAUGCCAAGUGCAGUCAGAAGAAUUCAAAGGGAGACAGGCUUCUCUGGGAAAGAUUCACCUCUCACAUACCUAGGAUGCCCUUUAUACAUAGGCAGAAGCAGAAUUAUGCACUUCAAUGGCCUUAUCUCUAAAGUUCUAGGAAGAAUCAAAGGCUGGCAUGGAAAAAUGCUUUCCGAUGGAGGCAGGGCAACCUUGAUCAAAUAUGUCCUCCAAUCCCUACCAAUUCAUCUCCUCUCAGCUGUGUCCCCUCCUAAGACUGUCAUGAAGCAAAUUGAAAGGUUGACAGCCAACUUUUUCUGGGGAAUGGAUAAGGACAAACACAAGUAUCACUGGGCAUCAUGGUUCAAACUAUCCUUCCCUCCAAAUGAAGGUGGUGUGGGUUUCAGAACCAUUCAAGACUCAUGUAAAGCCAUGAAAUUCAAGCAAUGGUGGCAAUUCAGAACAGCAAACUCUCUUUGGAGUUCAUUCCUAAAGGCAAAGUACUGUCAAACAUCAAAUCCAAUAUCCAAGAAAUGGGAUUCAGGCCAGUCACAAGCAUGGAAAAGAAUGAUGUUCAAUAAGAAAGAAGCAAAAAAAGUAAUCCAAUGGAGGCUCCACAAUGGGAAAUGCAGUUUCUGGUGGGACAAUUGGCUUGGCUCUAUGCCAAUUGCAUUCAGCAGAACUGAAGGGGGUAGACCUGGCAACACAUCAGUGUCCAAUUUCUGGAAUGAAGGUCGCUGGGAUCUCCAAAAGCUCAAUGGAACUGCACCAGCUCACAAAAUAUCAGAGAUCAUGCAGACAGCUAUAUAUUACAACCCUGAUCUCCCUGAUAAACCUAUCUGGACUCCUACUAUCAGGGGUAAGUUCACAUGUACCUCUGCAUGGGAUCUCAUCAGAAAGAAAAAACCACCCAGCUUCACAAAUAGGAGGAUCUGGUGUGUAUGCUGCUCUAUGCAUGCUUUGGAAACAGUGGAACACCUCUUCAGUUCUGGUAACUUUGCUAGGAUCAUAUGGAAAAAAUAUGGGGGUCAUGUGGGCAUCCAAACUGAGAACUUGCCUUUGAGGUUGCUCCUUAUGAAGUGGUGGAUGAUGAAGGCCUGUAAUUUUGUGCAAAAGCUCAUUCUAGAUACCCUCCCCAUCAUCAUCUGUUGGAAUUUGUGGAAAAAUAGAUGUAGUGCCAAGUAUGGAGCAAAAAACACCUCCCUAACUACGGUCCUUUACUCCAUCAACUCAGACAUCAACCUACUCCUAAGGUCCAAUUUUCCUGUCAUCCAAUGGCCUUUCAACUGGAGGGAACUCUACUCCUUCAUUGAAAACAUUCAGCAUCACACUACCAUAAUCCAAGUCAAAUGGACUAAACCAGACAAGGGCUUUGUAAAGAUCAAUUCAGAUGGAAGUGCUAUGACAAAUCCUGGAAAGAUUGGUGGAGGUGUAAUUAUUAGAGAUCAACAGGGCCACUUCAUUCAUGCAAUGACCUUUCCUUUGGGAGAGGGUACCAACAAUUAUGCUGAAACUGAAGCGGCCAGGAUAGGAGUUCAAUGGUGUUUGGACAAUGGAAUUCCCAGAGUUCAUUUAGAAGCAGAUUUUGCACUACUUGUUAGGUGGCUGACAGAGGAUAAUGAUUCUCCAUGGGUUUUGAAACAAAAGAUUUCCCACCUAAGGCUUCUGUGCUCUCAAUUUGAGGGGUUCAAAGCUUCUCAUGUAUAUAGAGAAGCAAACUGCCCUGCUGAUUCCCUCUUAAAACUUAGCCAAGACCUCAACACUCUAACAAAUUUCACCACUGCUUCCUCUCUCCCACCCCACAUCAGAGGCCAAGUUCUCCAUGACCAAUUGGGUACCCCAGCUUUCAGGCACAAGAAAACCAACAUGCUGAUAGUUCCCUUCCCUUAUGAACCUUACAUUCCUUUGUGGCUGUUUCAAGGUGUGGUAUUAGCACAUGUGCUCAUCCUCCUAAAACAACAACACAGGUCUAGUAUAGAUCAUAAAGGAAAGGAAAGUUCUCAGUAUCCAAGACCUCAUCACCUAAGUAGUCAAAGGACUGAUGCAGGUCAUAGAGAGAAGCAAAAUCCACAAGGCAUAGAACUCACUCUUCACUAUGCCUUUUUUCUAGCAUUGGCCUUCUGUACUCUUUCCCUUGCUUGUGUCACUCAACUGAUAUGGUUUUUGGGAGUGGUAUUAGCACUUCUAGUGUUCAUUCUCCUGGAACCAUACCAGCUGACACACCAACAUCAACCCCUCAGGCACAUCACCACACAAAGGCAACAGAAAAUGCAGAAAGCAGCAGUUUUACCUGAAGGCUAUCUCAUUCCAUUAUACUGCUUUACACUUCAGCCCCAACCCAAGCAACCAUACCAACCAAAUUGUUUUCAUCAUUGCUGCAGAAAUCCAAAUGCCUGUAGUAAUGCCUUUUCAACUCAGUUUCAAUUCCACAACAUGAGCAACACCUAUAAAGCUGAUUGCAGUCCACACAAGAACCUGGAGAUUGAGCUCCCUUUCACUAACAUGUUUGUUAAUUUUUGCAAGUUUUCUGAGCAGAUUUGGACAGUUUAUGUGCCUAAACUCAUCUGGGAUGCCUUCAGUACCUUCAGUGCUCAGUCAACAACAGUUUCAAAUAUGCUGCUUCAUGCUGUCUUUGAAGCAGCAACACUCACAGUACUUGGACACAAUGCAGCUGCAGCAUCUACAACAGGAAAACACUAG